AUGGAGGUUCAGGAAAUGGAGCGUUGUUUUGAUACAUUGGCUUCUCUCUGCCUACAGCAAGUAUCAAAAUCAGUCUCAGACGUCGGUUAUUGCAGACUAGAGGAAAUUGCAGAACUGCCAACCCAUCUUUUAGUGGAUCUUGCCCCAUUGUUGAGUGCAGAGAAUCUUGUCGUGCUGCAUCCAAUUUUUCUCAGGAAAGGUGUUAGUGUACGACAUCACUGGCAGAAAUUGAACAGAGAUGUCUUCAAGAGAGACAAUUGGGCCCAACAGUGUGCUUUCCACGACCCUUCAUUUGCCCAAGAAGAUUGGCGACAAAUAUUCCUUGAUAACACAUGUCAGCAAAAGCUCAAAGCCAUAGAGCAUUGUAAGCCAGAGGAGCUUCAACAACAACAUGAUAUUCAGAGUUUGAAGGUGCAGAGCAUACUGCAUAAUCCAUUCUGCAAUCCAAGCGAUGAUGUCAUCAGCCGGACGGGAAAACCCCUGGAGGAUUAUUUCCCAUCCUCUCUGUGUCUGGAAAGUCACCUUCUUCCAUAUAUCCAGGCCAAUCCUGUCUCUAUGUAUUCCCUACAAAGAAAUCUCAAGGAGCUUGUACUGUCCAAUUACCUACCCAAGUACAAACAAGUCUUAAAGACAUUCUUGGAGCGCUUGAUCCAUGGAGGUGUCCUCAGAAAGCUGACUCUCAAGCACCCAAAGUGUCUUACCCCAGGUGAGCUGUUCAGUAUUCUGGAUGUCUGCGCUGGAAGACGCUUUGAAGAUGAACAAGAUAGUAUAAAGACAAGGAGGUCAUGCAAGAAGAAGACCAACAUCGAAGCAUCUUCAUGUUGUAAUGGAACGAAGCAAGGUUGCUUAAAGAAUCAUGAUACAGGAAGGAUAGGAUCUUUACAGAGAUCUAAACUAGAAACCCUUGAGCUUCAGUCAACUGAUUUUGAGUUUCUGUCUGAUGCGGAAUCAGUGAAUGGCAGCAAUGGACAGCUACUACUGCAUGAAAUAGCGGACGGCUUCAGCCAGCUUCGCACCAUCAAAUUGAGCCUAGACAAAUUGAGAUCCCUUCUCUGCCUAGAGAGGGCGCUAUUGCAUCCAAACAGCAACAUCACUCAUCUGGCUUUAAGGAGCUGUCAACUAACUACAGCAAUGCUUGACUUUUUCUUCUUACAUGUUAAGGAUAGUCCAAGUUUGCAAGAAUUGGAUGUUAGUCUUAACACCUACACCCCUGGGCGGACUGGUCAGCUUUCUGGCUUGGUGCAACUUCUACAGAGCAACAAACUCACUAAGCUGGACCUAGUUGGAUGUCACUUCAAUCUACAAGGUUGGAUACAUGCUAAUGAUUUCAUAACAGCUCUACGAAAUAAUCUUUCCCUUCGUCAGCUGGGUCUGGCACUAAACGCCCUCAGGGAUCGCUGCUUGCAACUUUUCGCUGAGGCGUUUGUUUGCCGUUCACCAGACACGCCCGAGAGUGGUAUCCCCACCCCACGACUCUGCUUUGAUAUAAGUAACAACUCCCAAGUGACCUACGAGGGUCUAGAGGCAUUCUUCAGGACCCUCCACCACGCCAGCAAGACACCAGGACUUGGGGUCAACCCACCUUGCCACCUGAUCACAUCGAUGGCCAAGUACCACCAUCUGAUAGUCGCCAAAGCCCUCAGGAUGACAAUCACGGAAGUUGUAAACAUCCAGCUUCUACAUUUUGGGGAGGGGGGUCAGAUGCAGAGACCCAAGUAAAGUACAUAUACCCUUAAAAAGGUGAUAGGAUUGCUCGAUCGUAACCGCUGGAAGUGUGACUUUGGAAUAUCCAAAUGCUGUACAUUGGACAUUUAUUAUAAAAGGCAAAUGACACAUUUGGUAAUUGUUAAAGAGCAGCUACUUGUGUCAUCGGUUGUGUCUUGACAUUUGUAUAAAAUAACAAAUCUGUGAAUACUUGGGCGCAAUUGGUCAUUCAAGUUGCAAGAAAAAAUGAAACAAAAACACCCUUGUAGCACAAAUUGUGUGUGCUUUCUGAUGCCUAAAAAAAU
Asterias rubens (European starfish) is the source of this 2009-nucleotide messenger RNA. RefSeq lists its product as uncharacterized. NCBI's taxonomy places the organism in Eukaryota, Metazoa, Echinodermata, Asteroidea, Forcipulatida, Asteriidae. The record is from RefSeq and is a predicted model, not a curated record. Bases 1 to 1719 code for a protein of 572 amino acids. The transcript is spliced from 11 exons.